ACUACAUUUUCAGGAAAACUUCAUUCAGUCGUCCAUUCCAGGUUGAGGAGGAGUCGACGCCGAUCGGAUCAACCGCUGGCCUCUGCGAAACUCCGUCUAAGUAGUGGCCAAGAACCGAGCACAAUGAGGAGUGGCGUGGCUCUGACUACGCUGGUUCUGUUGGGCCUCGUUUGCAGCCAGGACGUCCUGCCAGGCGUUCACAUCUUCUGCGACGACCCGUCUGUCGAGAAGGCCGUUGCCAGCGCUCUACACAUUUUCAAUGACAGGCAGAGCACAAGCUACAAGUUGGCCCUCUACCAGAUAUUAACGGCCACCAAGUCAGAGAACGGCUCGGAAUCUUUCUACUCGCUGCAUUUUUCGAGCAGGUUUACUGACUGCCCGGCAGGAAGUCCAAGACCUCACACAGAUUGCAACUAUGACCCGUAUGGGCGCCAAGUGCCUUUAUCCUGCAAUGCCACAGUGGUCAUGACAGAGACUGAAGCUCACACGAAACAGGUGCACUGUCUUCUCGAUGACCAUAUCGUGCCGGAAAGAGCUUCCUGUCUGGGCUGCCCGAUGGAGAUUGAUGAGAACUCCGAGGACAUUAAAGUUCCUCUCUCCUUCUCCAUCUCCAAGUACAACUCCAUCUCAAACUCCACACACCUGUUUAGUCUGAACAACAUUGGACGCGCAACAAGACAGGUGGUGGCGGGUUUCAGAUUUAAACUGCAAUUUGACAUGAAGAAGACCACGUGUGCAAAGGCUGAACACAGCGAACUCAGUGACCUCUGCGUGCACGACGACGAGGCGACGGAGUUCGUCCACUGUCAUUCCACAGUGGACGUCGCGCCGUGGAGACAUGUGCCCCCUCAGGCCAGUAUAGACUGCGCGGACGGUCCUCUGCCUCCUCAGCCAUUUAGUCGGCGCCUGCCCCCCGGCUGGACCCCCUUUAGGGACGCGGUAAAAGAGGAUCCCGUCCCCGCAUCAAUUCCUGCAUGUCCCCUUUUCCCAAUAAUGCCUCUGCGUGAUGAAGACCUUCUGGCGUGA
This is a messenger RNA of Hippocampus comes (tiger tail seahorse), 1026 nucleotides long. RefSeq names its product kininogen 1 (gene kng1). The record is from RefSeq and is a predicted model, not a curated record. Gene Ontology annotation, molecular function: cysteine-type endopeptidase inhibitor activity. Bases 124 to 1026 code for a protein of 300 amino acids. Gene Ontology annotation, biological process: negative regulation of blood coagulation; negative regulation of endopeptidase activity; positive regulation of cytosolic calcium ion concentration. Gene Ontology annotation, cellular component: blood microparticle; extracellular region. The transcript is spliced from 10 exons. NCBI's taxonomy places the organism in Eukaryota, Metazoa, Chordata, Actinopteri, Syngnathiformes, Syngnathidae.